AGGGAUAAGAUCAGAGAAUAUUUUCUCUCUAUUUUCUGGGCCUUUUUCUUCUCUACAUUCCUCUGUUCUUCAUUUUGUUACACAUGUUCACCAGCUAGUUCAGCAGAACUAGAUUCUUGACGAAGUUCAAUAAUUCCUUCACUUUAGCUCAACUAUAUAUUUCAAUUCCAUUACAGUACUAUAGCUUAAUCUCUCCUCCAUUUUUCUUUAACUCGUGACUUGAAACAAAUCAAUUCAUGGAUCCCGCACUGUACAAGGCAGCCAUGGAAGGCAAUACUGGAGUGCUUUGUCUAUACAAGGACCGGCUCGGCCAUCAAUUGACCCCAAGAAACAACACUGUCCUCCAUGUGGUCGCCCAGUUUCAGGACAACAGAGAAUGUGUCAAAGAAAUGCUGAUCCAGGAGCCAUCUCUACUUAGGCAGGUGAAUUCCAAAGGGGAGACUGCCCUUCAUAUUGCAGCCAGGAGAGGGUGCUCCGUUACAGUCAAGGAGCUUCUUGCUUUUGCGAAAAACCGAGCCGAUCCUGAGAGCGACGUUGCAGUCACCAAGGAGCUUUUGCGGAUGGCAACGUUGGAGAAAGACACUGCCUUGCACGAGGCUGUUCGCAACAAUCAUCUUGGUGUGGUUGAGUUGUUGCUAGAAGAAGAUCCAGACUUGUCCUAUGCCGCCGCUAACAGUGCUGGAGAGACUCCACUUUACUUGGCUGCCGAGGGGGACUACCAUGAGAUCGUCUCAGCAAUCUUAGGAGGAACUUGCAGGAAUCAAGCUAAUGGCGGCCCAAAUGGAAGAACAGCCUUGCAUGCUGCCGUCAUUACCCAGUGCUCAAGUUGUGUGAAAAAAUUACUAGAUAAGGAUCAAGACUUGAUCAAAAUAGGAGACACUUACGGAUGGACGCCACUUCAUUUUGCUGCGUAUUGUAACUCGGUAACAAUAACCAACCAACUUCUUGACGUGGAUAAAUCCAUAGCAUAUCUCACUGCAAAUGAAGAUGACAAGAUGACAGCUCUUCAUGUAGCAGCUCAACGAGGCGCACAAGACCCGAUGCGAGAACUUUGGUUGCGCUGUCCUGAUUGCUUGGAGAUGGUCAAUGAGAGGGGUCAGAAUGUUCUUCACAUUGCAAUAGAUAAUGGAAACAGUGCUCUGAUUAAUGAUCUUCACAACUCUCCAUUUCCCGUUAGUAAUCUGCUCAACGAGAAGGACAUAGAUGGGAAUACACCUCUUCAUCUACUUGCAACUUCCUAUAACAACAUGAUCGGACUGAUAAGGUAUCCUGCAGUGGAUAAAGGUGCAUUCAACAAGAAAAAUCAAACUCCGCUUCAAGUAAUAAUGUCUGAAGAUUCAACUUACAAAGAGAUAAAAAUAUAGCAGAAGCAAGCAUGGAAGAAGCAUGUAAUGGCAUUUAGCAAGUGCAUGUUAUUUUGGCUCUAUGUUAUGCAGCCUAUGUAUUUAAGUUCUACUACUUUGAAUUCUGAAUGUCUAGAAAAAAAAUGAUGUAUAAUCUAAUUUAUGGUUAAUGUUAAAGUUUAGGUUUGAUUCUUACUUCCAUUGAUGAUGAACUGCCUAGCCUAGUGUAUAUGAUGUAUGAUGAAUCUCAUGCUAGAUAGGUAGAAGGAAAUUUUGGGAAUUAUAGAAUAAUUGUAUUAAGUAUGCGAAGAUUGUUUAAAAAAAAAAAAAAUUAGCCCAGAAUUUUUGAAAUUAUGACAAGGCCGAGAAAGUGGGGUGUUACAAUGAUUUUGAAUCAAAAGAAAUUAGCUCUUCCAUCCUUUGUGUUCUAUUUUUUUCUAUGUUAAAACCAACAUUUGGUAUUAGAGCCCUCUGAUCUUAAAGGGGCUGUGAGAGAAAGAGAGAAAACUAGUAAGGUCCUCCACCCUUAAGAAAACCAAAUCACAUAACCUUUUUGCAAAAAAUUCCAGAAGUGAAACCAUGGCAACCAGCAGUCUUUCCAUUUCACUACCACCACAAUUUGCAGGGGAGGACUACCAAAUCUGGAGUGUUAAAAUGGCAGCCUAUUUAAAGGCAUACGACUUGUGGGAAGUGGUCGAGACAGGUAAGGAUCCACCACCACUGCCAAACAAUCCAACCAUAGCUCAAGUGAAGCGUUAUAGUGAGCAAGUGGCUAAGAAAUUUAAGGCUCUAUCAUGCAUUCAUCAAGUAGUCUCAGAGAGCAUUUUCUCAAGAAUUAUUUCUUGUGAAACAACUAAAGAAGCUUGGGACAGAUUGAAAGAGAAGUUUCAAGGAACUUACAAGAAUAGGCAUAUGCAGUUGCUAAACUUGAGAAGAGAGUUUGAAACUCUCAAAAUGAAGGAUUCUGGAUCUGUAAAAGAAUACAUGAAUAGAGUAGUGAAGGUAGUGAAUUAGAUUAGGCUACUUGAAAAUGAGUUUCUUGAAUCAAGGAUAGUGGAGAAGGUUCUUGUCACUCUUCCUUUGAGAUUUGAAUAAAAAAUAUUUUUAUUGGAGAAUUCCAAAGACCUUUCAAAGCUAACUCUCUCAAAGUUAGCUAAUGCUCUUCAAGGAGUUGAACAAAGAAGAGCUCUAAGGCAAGAAAAGGCUUCUAAAGGUGCAUUUAGGGCUGCUCAUAAAGUAGGAAUGCAGUCCAAUAAAGGGGAAAGAAAGCAAGCCAGUGAUAGAAAAGAGAAAGAGAAGAAAGAAUUAGAAGAAAGCAAGGGAAAAGGAAGAAGAAAAUAUCCUCCAUGCUCACAUUGCAAGGGAACUAGUCAUGCUGAGAGAUAUUGCUAGUAUAGACCAGGAAUUCAGUGUAGAUCUUGCAAACAAUUUGGUCACAUGGAAAAAGUUUGCAAGAACUAAACUCAAUAGUAGCAACAACAGAGCCAACAAGCUCAAGUAGCUGAAAGCCAACAACAGCAACAAGAAGAGCAAUUUUUUGUUGCUUGUUAUAAUAACAAAUUUAAUACAAAUGUUUGUUUUGUGGACAAUGGAUGCACACAUCAUAUGAGUUCAAAUUCAACAGCAUUCAAGGAGUUAGAUAGGUCUUACGUGUCUUCUGUUAAAAUUGGCAAUGGUGAGUUGGUAGAUGUUAAAGGCAAAGGAGUAGUGGAGACAAAAUCAGGUACUAAAUUCAUUCUUGGAUGUUCUUUUUGUACUCGAAAUAUAUUAGAGUUUGUUAAGUGUGGGUUAGCUGCUAGAAAAAAAUUAUACUCUGUUGUUCAAAGAUAAAUCAUGCACUAUCAUUGAUCUUACUAACUUUGAACUUAUCACAGUAAAAAUAAAAGACAAAAGAUUUCCAUUAGAUUGGAAAACGACAAAAAUGCAUGCGUUAGUGGUGUUGUUGAUGAAUCUGUCCUAUAACAUAAAAGAUUUGGUCCUUUCAGUUAUGCUUCACUUAAACACGUGCAUCAAGAAGGUUUAGCUAUAAACAUGCCUGCAAUUCAUGAAUGUGCUAGUGUGUGUGAGGUGUGUCAGUUAGGAAAGCAAAGCAAACUGUCAUUUUCAAUUAAUAAAGUCUGGAAAGCAACUGAAAAAUUGUAAUUGAUUCAUACUGAUAUUUGUGGUCUUGUGAGGACACAUUUUCUGAGUGGCAGCGGGUACUUCAUUCUUUUCAUAGAUGACUUUUCAAGGAUGUGCUGAGUUUUCUUUCUAAAGGAGAAGUCAAAAGUUGUCGCUGUGUUUGUGAAAUUCAAAGCAUUAGUGGAGAAUCAAAGUGGCAGCAAGAUUAAAGUGUUGAGAUUGAAUAAUGGGACUGAAUACACCCCCAACAAAUUCAAUCAAUUUUGCGAGGAAACUAGCAUUCAUCAUCAACUUACAAUUACCUACUCUCCUCAACAAAAUUGUGUGAGAGUGAGAGAAAGAAUAAGACUAUUAUGGAGAUGGCAAGAUGUUUGUUGUUUGAAAAAAAAAACUUUCGAAUGAGUUUUGGGCAAAGGCAAUCAACACCUCGUUGUACCUCUUGAACAAGCUUCCAACUAAGGCACUUAAAGGAAAAACUCCAUUUGAAGUCUAGAAUGGAGUUAAACCAAAUGUGGAGCAUCUCAGAAUUUUUGGUUGUCUAUGCUAUUCUCUUGUUCCAGAGGUGAAGAGGGACAAGUUAGAUCAAAAGGCAAUUCCUGGUGUCUUCUUGGGAUAUAGCAACAAUGUCAAGGGUUAUAGAAUUUAUGAUGUGUAGACAAGGAAGGUUAUCACCAGUAGAAAUGUGAAAUUUGAUUAGUUUGGAGCCUGGAAUUGGGACAAGAAUGUUGUUGAAAUUUCAUAGAAAAUUCUUUUUGAAGGGAAUUCUCCCAACAAACAAGAUGCAACUAUAAUUCAAGAGGAAUCAAGUUCUGAUGAAGAUUUUUUAGUGAGAGGAGACAGAUCACUUGCUAACAUUUAUGCGAGAUGCAAUGUUGCAACAAUUGAACCCAAUAACUUUCAUGAAGCAAUUUAUAUAAUUCAAGUGAAUGGAAGAAGGCCAUGGAAGAAGAACUAAAGAUGAUUGAGAAAAAUCAAACUUGACAGUUGGCAGAGAGGCUAAAACACAAGAAAGUUAUUGGGGUUAAAUGGGUGUAUAGAACCAAACUGAAUUCAGAUGACUCUAUUAACAAGCUUAAAGUUAGAUUGGUGGUGAAAGGCUACUCUCAGCAAUUUGGAGUGGAUUUCUCAGAUACUUUUGCACCAGUGGCAAGGUAUGAUACUAUUAGACUUUUGCUUGCUCUAGUUGCUCAAAGAAAUUGGAAAAUAUUCAAAUUAGAUGUAAAAUCUGUUUUGUAAAUGGCUAUUUGGAGGAAGAGAUCUUUGUUGAACAACCUGAAGGAUUUGUUGUUAAAAGGCAAGAAGAUAAAGUAUAUGUGCUCAAGAAAGCUUUAUAUGGCUUAAAGUAGGCCCCAAGGGCCUGGUAUAGUAGAAUCAAUGAUUACCUCUUGAAGUUGGGGUUCAACCGGAGUAAUAGUGAAGCAAUUUGUAUGUGAAAUAGGAAGACAAAGAAACUUUGAUAGUUUCCUUAUAUGUGAUGAUCUUUUGGUGACAAGGAGUUGCAUCCCUUUAGUACAAAAUUUAAGAAGCAAAUGUGUGAGAUGACUGACUUAGGAGUUAUGACUUAUUUCCUUAGCAUGGAAAUUCAUCAAAGUCAACAAGGAAUUUUCAUUUGUCAAAGGAAAUAUGCUAGAGAAGUUUUUAAGAAGUUUGGAAUGUUGUAUUGUAAACCUAUUAGCACUCCUUUGGUAGUAAAUGAAAAAUUACAUAAAGAAGAUGGAGUUGAGAAAGUUAAUAAGGGAAUCUAUAGGAGUAUGAUAGGUUGUUUGUUGUAUUUAACGGCAACAAGGCCAGAUAUUAUGUUUGCAGCAAGCUUAUUAUCCAGAUUCAUGUCGGCACCAAGUGAGGUGAAUUUAAGAACUGCAAAAAGGUUGUUGAGGUAUGUGAAAACAAUUGAAGAUCAUGGAGUUUGGUUCAAAAAAACUUCAGAAUUAAAACUAGUUGGCUACACUGAUGGUGACUGGGCAAGCUCAAAUGAAGAUAUGAAAAGCACAUCUGGUUUCGUAUUCCUAAUUGGAUCAAGUGUGUUCAGUUGGAGCUCUAUGAAGCAAGAUACUGUGGCACAAUCCACAGUUGAAGCUGAGUAUAUUACAGUUGCAACAACAGUGAAUCAGGCUAUUUGGUUAAGAAAGUUUUUGGUUGACUUGAACCAAGAACAAAAGAUUCUAUUGAGAUUUAUAAUAACAAGUUAGCAGUUGCAAUUGCUAAGAAUCCAGUCUUUCAUGAAAAGACCAAGCAUAUAAAAAUCAAAUAUUAUUUCAUAAGAGAAGCAGAGAAGGAGAAAAAAGUUGAUCUGAUGCAUUCCAGCUCUACAAUUCAAAUGGCUAAUAUACUGACCAAGGCACUACCAAGAACCAGAUUUAAACAACUAAUAUUGAUGUUUGGAGUUAGCAGCAAACUUGCUAAGAAGGAGUGAUGGUGCUGUGACAAGCUUGUUGUCACUAUAUAAUUUUUUUUUCAUUAAAUUAGAUGUAUCUAGAUAUUUUUGACAAGUUGUGGUGAAGCUUAAUUGAAGCUUAUUUUUUUUUGUAAAAAGAGUGAAUGAGCUUAAUUUAAGCUGCAUAUUUGCAUAUAGGAGUUGGUAGAGUUGGUAAUGUAUUUGAAAGUCUUGGGUGUAAUCUCUAUAAGUAUGGUUUUGAAUCAAAAGAAAUCAACUCUUCCAACCUUUGUGUUCUGUUUUUCUCUAUGUCAAAACCAACAAUUAUCGAGACAUUGUUAAUUUGUUCAAAAUAUGUUUAAUUAAUAUAUAAUUAUUAAAUUAAUAAGCUCAAUAUAAAUCAAGUGAAAAUUUUUAGACAAAAUAGAAGUUCACUAUAUAAAGGUUACAUAUAUGUUAAAACAUUUGUGCUCAAUAUUUUCAAUGACAGUCAAAAAAGAUAAAUGGUAUCAUGAAUAAUGAUAUUCGAAUGGAAGUACUUAGGUUGAAUAGGCUGAAAUCAAAUGAGAUUUUUGGAUAUUAUGUAUGUACUGUAUUCCAACUGCAUGAUAAAAAAUUAAAAAGUCUGUGCUGGUAAGUAAAUGGAGUUCAAUUAAUGUGGCUUAGUAGGAGUGGGUUUCGAUUCAUGAUUAUUACUUAGAGAUAUAAUAUCACGAUAUAUUCGAGUUCAUUUAAUUAGUUUAAAUUUCAAAUCUUUUGAAACAA
Molecule: messenger RNA, 6603 nt
Organism: Diospyros lotus (date-plum)
Lineage: Eukaryota; Viridiplantae; Streptophyta; Magnoliopsida; Ericales; Ebenaceae
Product: ankyrin repeat-containing protein At5g02620-like
Exons: 3
Coding region: 237-1364 (375 amino acids)
Cellular component (GO): plasma membrane
Molecular function (GO): protein phosphatase regulator activity; protein phosphatase 1 binding
Source: RefSeq, a predicted model, not a curated record